This is a messenger RNA of Octopus bimaculoides (California two-spot octopus), 2654 nucleotides long. RefSeq lists its product as uncharacterized. Gene Ontology annotation, biological process: regulation of transcription by RNA polymerase II. Lineage: Eukaryota; Metazoa; Mollusca; Cephalopoda; Octopoda; Octopodidae. Gene Ontology annotation, cellular component: nucleus. The record is from RefSeq and is a predicted model, not a curated record. Gene Ontology annotation, molecular function: DNA-binding transcription factor activity, RNA polymerase II-specific; sequence-specific DNA binding.
AUCUCCCUUGCUCAGUGUCUGCUGAUUUUUAGACUUACCACCAAGCAGAUAGCUCCCUGUUAUCUUAAAAAAUGCCGGUGACAAAGACUGCGGACUUUUCCUCUAAGUAUACUUAUAUUAGCAUGGAUGACUCCAGCUGUGAUCCUGAGGUCUGAAUGUCGAAAAAAUCAUUACAACAGAGUUUCUGGAAAGCUCUUCCAGACAUUUUGAACAAAGAAUGGUGAAAGUUGUUGUUGCUAUUGCUGCCAUCACCAACAUCAUCAUCAUCAUCAGACAAGAUGUACACAUUUGGAGGAAGCUAUCUACAGCUAUAUGACAGCCCUGGCAAGUGACAAAAACAUUAAGUUUUGCUCCCUGGUCUGACAUUGACAACAAGGAAAACACUUUUUUUUUUAACUGAAAAAACAAAACAAGAAAGAAAUAACCAAAAAAUCUUUUUAAAACCCCUAAAAAAAUUUAGCCCUCUUCCCUAAGUCGGAAGUUUAUCUGUGUCGUCUUUCUUCUCCAAGUGAAAUCCAAAAGAUUUGGGUGUUGAAUUUAGUGUCUCAGCACAUUCGCCAUUCACCAUGUAUCCCGCACAGUUUAUGUACGCCAUGGGCAACCAUCAGCCCAACAUUUACAGCCAGCCCACGAGCUUCUACCCUAAUGAACAUUUCUCAAAAUGCCACGAGAAGGGCCUUCUUCUGUCUGAGAAGUCUUUCGGUUCCGUUGGCAAGCAACACUCCCAGAUGCCAGACUCGUACCGUAAGGAUUUCUCCCCUGGCCUGAGCAGCCCAGACCACAUGCACGACAGUAGUAGUCACAUGACACAGUCAAUGAGGCCACUGGUGGCCCCACCUGGAGGCAAUACUGGAAACAUGGGUAGCGGCAACGGCAACAAUGACGGUGGUGCUGGCGGUGGUGGUGGUGCUGGUGGCGGAGGUGGAGGAGGAACUUGUGGUGGCGGCACUGGCAACAACAACAACAACAGCAACAACAGUAGCAACAACAACAACAACAACAACAACAAACAGUACUAUUGUACGUUCUGCAAGAAGGGCUUCACACAGCAGAUCAAUUUGAAAACACACGAACUGACGCACACGGCUGAAAAACCGUUCUGCUGUGCAACAUGUGGCAGAGCUUUCGCUCAGAAAGCAGCCCUGCGGAACCAUGAAAGAACUCACUCAGGCGAAAAGCCUUUCAGUUGUACUAUUUGUAAAAAAAGCUUCACUCAACUUGGUAAUUUGAGCACACACUUAAGGACUCACUCGGGGGAAAGGCCAUUUAAAUGCACGAUAUGUGAGAAAGCUUUUACCCAGCAUGCAAACCUCAACAUUCAUCUCAGAACACACACCGGGGAAAAACCUUACGAGUGCGAAACUUGUGGGAAACGGUUCUCCCAGAGGACGAACUUGGAUAACCAUAGGCGUAUACACACUGGGGACAUGUUCAAGUGCGCGUUUUGUGGGAAAGCGUUUAGCCUGCAGAUUAACCUGAGGAGUCACGAACGCAUUCAUACUGGAGAGAAACCUUACAAGUGUUCGUUUUGUGGACGGGACUUUUCACAGCAGACUGCUCUCAAAAACCAUGAACGGAUUCACACGGGUGACAAACCGUACAGUUGUUCCGUGUGCGUGAAGGCGUUCAGUCAGCUGGGCAACCUUAACAUCCACAUGCGAACACACACAGGUGUCAAACCAUAUUCUUGCGACCUCUGUGGCAAGUGUUUCUCUCAAAGAACCAAUUUAAACAACCACAGGCGGACACACACUGGCGACCUCUUCAAGUGUUCGAUGUGUUCGAAAGCGUUCAGCUUGGAAAUCGGUCUCCGCAACCACGAACGAGUGCACACGGGCGAGAAACCUUACUAUUGCACCGUGUGCAACAAGACGUUUGCACAACGUGGCAACCUGAAAACUCAUCUUAGGGUCCACACUGGCGAGAAACCGUACCAGUGUGACGUGUGUGGGAAAAGCUUCUCACAAAGGGCCAACCUGAAUAACCAUAAACGCACUCGCACUGGAUGUGAACUCUUCACGAAAAACCCACCAACUUCUAUGUCUCUGUCCUCACAGACAUCCUCUUCGAAUUCAGUGACCCCGUUGACCUUAGUUCCCGGCAUGUCUGCCCAGGCCUCGGCAGCAGCAGCGGCGGCGGCGGCAGCAGCGGCCGCAGCUGCAAGGAUCAAGGAUUCCGGCCACAUCAAAACGCCACCGUCUUCUACGCCGUCGUCGUUCAAUGGUAACGACGGCUCCACUGCUGGUACCCCCUCGGACAGUGGUGCUGCUACGAACAACAACAACAACAACAACAGGAGCAGUUGCCAUGGCAACAGUAAACAGGACCCGCUGCAUCUGUCUACAUCGGAUUCCCAAAAGACGCCCCCCGGCCUAAAGAACAAUGGGAUGGACCCGAACCUGCUCAGUCCGGACGGUGUUGCAAUGAACGACGCCGGCAGUGACCACUUCCUGGAUGACAUCUGCAUACCUGCACGAGAUGCCACAGAGCUGGGAGAACAACUACCUGUGGGCCAGAGGAUUCCCCGUCACCCAUAUGUCCGGCAGCGGAUGGCCCAACAUGCCCAACACGUUCCCAGGCAGCAUGAAGCACAAACAGAACUCUUGGCCCAGCAUUCAAGACAUGAGCACGUCAUCAAAGAGCCACGCCAUUGA